Brassica rapa (field mustard) is the source of this 1095-nucleotide messenger RNA. Its product is annotated as NADPH-dependent aldehyde reductase 2, chloroplastic. The record is from RefSeq and is a predicted model, not a curated record. Gene Ontology annotation, molecular function: oxidoreductase activity. NCBI's taxonomy places the organism in Eukaryota, Viridiplantae, Streptophyta, Magnoliopsida, Brassicales, Brassicaceae.
ACUCUUAAAGCAAUGUGCAUACGAAUUGACACUCUCAACAAAUCGCAACACUCAAUUUCAGGACAUACAGAUAAGGUUAAUUAAAUUAUUAAACUUUCAAAAAUAUUAUCAAAAAUAUCUACGGAGUAAAUAUAUUAUCGGCAUGGCUGCAUCAUCGUCAGUUUCUUCGCCGGCUCUUUGUCUCGCAGGUCGAGUCGCUAUAGUCACGGGAUCGUCCCGAGGAAUAGGCCGUGGUAUAGCCAUCCACCUUGCGGAGCUUGGAGCUAGGAUCGUUAUUAAUUACUCCACUAGUUCUACUGAGGCCGACAAGGUUGCGGAGGCUAUUACCACCAACUGUCCAAAUAACGAUGAAGCAGGAGAAGUCACUGGAAAACGUCCACGUGUUAUAGUUGUCAAGGCCGACAUAUCAGAGCCUAAUCAGGUGAAGUCGCUUUUCGAUGAGGCUGAACGAGCCUUUGGGUCACCAGUUCAUAUCCUGGUUAACUCUGCCGCAAUUGCUGAUCCCAAUCACUCGAGUAUUUCAGAUACAUCAGAAGAACUCUUUGAUCGCAUUUUCAGUGUGAACACAAGAGGUGCGUUUUUGUGCGCUAGAGAAGCAGCCAACAGGGUAAAACGUGGAGGAGGUGGCCGGAUCAUCCUCCUCACAUCUUCUCUUGUUCAAUCCUUGAAACCAUCCUUUGGCUCAUACACGGCUUCCAAGGCAGCCAUAGAAGCCAUGUCCAAGAUUCUUGCAAAAGAGCUCAAAGGAACGCAAAUCACAGUGAACUGUGUCUCUCCAGGACCGGUCGCCACAGAAAUGUUUUUUGCUGGACUGAGCAAUGAGAUGGUGGAGAAAGUAAAGGCUCAGAACCUAUUUGGUAGACUUGGUGAGACCAAAGACAUUGCUAAUAUUGUUGGAUUCUUAGCCAGUGACGCUGGGGAAUGGAUUAACGGACAAGUCACUAUUGCUAAUGGUGGCUCUAUCUUGUAAAGAAAGAAAGGUUAGUAUUUUCAUAAAAAAAUUACCCUCUCGAAUGAUUGAUGGAAGUUGUAACAUGAGAAACACCAAGGACCCGACCAAACAAUUAAACAUAAUCGUAUUCAUAGUACUCUGGA